CGCACCGCGCGUUCCGGUAGGCGGGCGCGGGGGAGGCCGGUGUGGUCAGAGCUCCGGUGCAGGCAGGGCCGGCCUCGCAGGACUGGCGCGGACGGCGAGCGGGCGGCCGGGGCAGGGAGGUGCAGACCGCGGGGCCCACGUCCGGGCUGCGGGAGCGGGGGCGGAAGGCGGGGCGGGGCGGGCCCGCGGGUGUUCUGAGAAGGCGGAGCCGGGCGCCGCCGGGUCCUGAGGGGCGGCUCGCCCCCUGCGGGCCCGGGGCAGGUCGGCGGGGCCGCGGGGGCAGGGCGGGCUGCGUGCCGGGUCCGGCCCUGCUCUGCGGCCCGCGCUCGGCGUUCCGGGCCGCGGGGCUGCAGGUCUGGCCUCCAGGUGUGGACCUAACAGCGCCCUGUAGCCUUUUGAAGCGCUGACAUCUGCGAAGGGCUUUGUGCUGCAAACUCAGCCACAGCGCGCCGUCGUCCCGGAAGCGCUUUGACAUCCCUGAAGUAGCGCUGUGCAAACUGAAGCGCUUGGUAAUCGCGGAAGCACGUUGUGGGCUCGGAAACCGAAUCAAAAGAAGCCUUUGGGAAAUCCUGGGACCUUCUGGACUUCUCCGAAGCGCUCUGGAAUCGCAGACGUUGGAAGCGCUUUGGCAUCUCUGAAACCUUGAGAACUGUGAUGGGCAGUGGAAAGAAGGGGGAAAGGUGCCCAUGGCGUCGGAGCGGCGCAAGGUCAAGUACCACUGGAGCAGCCCUUCGGAGCGGAGUUCCCGCAAACGCAGCUGCCUCCGGGAGCCCAGUGAUGUGGCCCCCUCCAGCCGGCCAGUUCGCAGCUCUGCGUGGCGUUCCGGAGGGGCCAGCAGCCCCAAGCGCCUGAAAGCCCAGAAGGAGGACGAUGUGUCCUGGGGCUCAUCCCGCCGCAGAAGUUCCUCCUCCUCCUCCUCCUCCCAUUCCUCUGGCCCAGGUGUGGGUGGGGCCGCCUCCAAAAGAAGCCUGAUUCAGAGCUCGCGGGGGUUCCUUUCGGCGGGGGGAUCCCCUUUGCGCCCUGCCAGACCUUCUCUAGAAGAAAUGGCUUCUCUUGAGGAGGAAGCCUGCAGCCUUAAGGUUGAUUCCAAAGAUAGUCCUCGUAACUCCACGGAUUCUGAAUUUGCAGCCGAAGCUGAGAAUCGAAAGGACACAACUGAGGAACCAAACAAAGUCCAGAAAAGGCAGAAGGAUAGACUUCGAGACCAAGGCUCUACCAUGAUCUACCUAAAGGCCAUCCAGGGCAUCCUGGGAAAGUCGAUGCCAAGAAGGAAGGGAGAGGCUGCCAUGAGGGCGAAACCCAACACGGCGGAGCGCACCAGCCGCGGAGAGGGUCCAGCCAGGAGUGUCACCGUGUCUGCUCCUCAGAAAGAGAAAAAGUCGGCCCCAGAGCUCAGAGCGGAGGGGAAGGCUGUGCCGGAGAAGAGCGGCUUCUGCGACAGGAGAGUGGUGAUAGAUCCUCAGGAGGAGCCCAGCGAGGAGCCCCUGGGUGGCCGACGGACGGUCCUUGACAAGCACUCUCCACCUCUGGAGUUUUUGGAUGACUCUGACUCGCCUUUAAACGGCCAAAAGCCUAGAGACCGGGAGGUGGUGAUGGAGCGCACCUCUUCAGGAAGUGACUGGUCCGAUGUGGACGAGAUUUCCACAGUCAGAUUCUCACAGGAGGAGCCAGUCUCCCUGAAACCUUCAGCAGUUCCAGAGCCUUCUGCCUUCCCCACGGACUAUGUCAUGUACCCAGCUCACUUGUAUAGUAGUCCCUGGUGUGACUACGCCAGCUACUGGACCAGCGGUCCCAAGACCUCCGGCUACCCGUCUGUGGGCCGUGGUGGCAGCGACACGGCGCAGGCGGGGAGGAGUGGCCGGGACACUUCUCCCCACUCGACGGUGAGCCCCCAGUGCACCUCCAGAGAGCCCGAGGCUGCCCAAGAAGUCAGAUCCAGGAAGAGUCAUUCAUCUCGUUUCUCCAGAAGCUCAGAAGAAGAAAAGGUGAAGGAAAAAAGAACAUUCCAGGAGGAUGUGCUGCCACGACCGUGUGGAGGACCUGCAUCUAGCUCCCUGCCCAGGAGCCGUCGGGAGCUCAAGCUGGACGGUUUCAUUGACACCCACUGUCACUUGGACAUGCUCUAUUCCAAGCUGUCCUUCAAAGGGACCUUCACAAAGUUCAGGAAAAUUUACAGCAGCUCCUUCCCUAAAGAGUUUCAGGGCUGCAUCUCUGACUUUUGUGAUCCUCGCACACUGACAGAUGGCCUCUGGGAGGACCUGUUGAAAGAGGAUCUGGUGUGGGGGGCCUUUGGCUGUCACCCCCAUUUUGCACGUUACUACAAUGAGAGUCAAGAAAGAAAUCUUCUGCAGGCCUUAAGGCACCCCAAGGCUGUGGCAUUCGGGGAAAUGGGCUUGGAUUACUCUCACAAGUGUACCACGCCUGUCCCGGAGCAGCACAAGGUGUUUGAGAGGCAGCUGCAGCUGGCCGUGUCUCUAAGGAAGCCCUUGGUGAUUCACUGCCGAGAAGCUGAUGAAGAUCUGCUGAAAAUCAUGAAAAAAUUUGUGCCUCCAGACUACAAGAUUCACAGGCAUUGCUUCACGGGCAGCUAUCCGGUCAUCGAGCCCCUGUUGAAGUACUUUCCCAACAUGUCCGUGGGCUUCACGGCGGUCCUGACCUACUCCUCCGCCUGGGAGGCCCGGGAAGCUCUGAAACAGAUCCCGCUGGAGAGGAUCAUUGUGGAAACUGAUGCUCCGUAUUUCCUGCCUCGACAGGUUCCCAAGAGCCUUUGCCAGUAUGCCCACCCAGGCCUGGCCUUGCACACAGUUCGAGAGAUUGCCAGGGUCAAAGACGUGCCGCUCGCCUGCACCUUGGCCAGCCUGCGUGAGAACACCUGCCGCCUCUACAGUCUUUAAGCAGAGACGGUGCCGUCAGGAGUCUCCCAGAAAAGGACAACCAGCGGCCUGGCAGGAGAAAGGCCGUGUGAGCUCUGCCUGUGUGUCCCCCGCUUGAGGAGCUCGCCGGGACAGGAUGUUUCCUGAGACCUCUUGGGAGGCCUCCGCUUCAGGCUGGUGGGGGGGGGGGGGCGUGCGUGGGCAGGGAGGGCUUCGGGCUGGGCUCCGGGCCGCGGGGCUCCAGGGCCGCCCAGGAAGACGAGGAGGAGGAGGAGGACGUGCGGGCGCGGCGAGCUUGGCCCCCAGCGCCUGCCUCUGCAGCUUGUGGUGUGAGCAGCCUGUGGAUCGCGUCACACUCCUCAGCUGGGUGCCUGUGGGCGUGUCACUUGGUUCCUGGUUCUCCACUCCACACACGGACUCCUGGGUGGGCACUCUCUUCUGGGGGACGUUUGCCAGAGACGCACGGGAGAGGCUGAGGCUGCGGCCGGUGAAGGCAGCCCUCCCUUCCCCGGGUAACUCCUCAGUCUGCCUCUCGCUGUGCCAGGGCAGCUCCGGGUCGGCACUGGCGGAAGGACCUCGGCUGCUGGUCUCACUGGUUCCACUGCCACCGAUACGGAGGGGCCACAGGGGCACUCGUGGGCCAGGGCAAAUCCUGGGUGAGGGCCAUCUGGACAGAUUGGGGGCCUUGAGGAGGAGGAAGCCUGCUUGAGGAGGAGGACCCCGAGGAAGGUGUUCUCAUGUACAGAUGCCCCCAGAGCUGCAGCUCAGUUGUGUUAAACUGAUAAAGGUCCAGUCUGCAGCAGAAGCUGUCUGCUGAUCUGCUGUCAGGGGCUCCCAGCCAUGCUGUGCUCCUCUUUGCCCCCUUUUCCCGGAGCACUGGACCAAAAAUACUCCUGUUACAGCUCACGUAACAGCCCCUUGUGUGCCCCACCCAGGUCGAGAGGUAAACCAAUUCAGUUCUCCAAAGCUCUGCUGGCACCGCCAGCCUUGUUCUACGGCCCGUGCAGAACAAGAGGCCUGGUGUCCCUGAAUCUCCCAUUCCUCCUCCCGGGGCUCUCCCUCGCCUUGGCCUCUGCUGUGUCCUUUCUCUGUGGUGGAAGUGAGAGCCCCGCCUUGGACUGUGAGCAGCCAGGUCAUCUCAUGUCCUGAGCUGUGCUCUGCUCCCUGCUGGUGCCUUGUGAAGGUGUGCAGGCCCUGGAAGGUGAUAACGGCCAAGGGCUCCGUGUGAGGACGCUCUGCACGUGGGACAACAGGAUCCUUUAUCUGAAUCUUCCUCAGGGCAGCAGGCCACCCUGAGUCCCUUGUCUGUUUCUUGGAGGGCAGUAGCUGACAUCGUAAGAUCCAUCACUCACGCUGGAUGCCUGUAGGUGUUUGUGGAAGGAGCUUCUGAACCUCCUAAGCUGCAAGGGAAUGGGCUUCGCAUUUCACGUGUGGUGUUUCCCUCCUGCCCCGGGGCCCGAGUUGCUGGCCCGGGAAGUAGGCCUGGUUCACUGUCGACCUCCCACGGAUCGGCUGUGCGUCAUCUGUGCCUCAGAUUAGGGAAUCCGGGACCUUGUUUGCCCGCUUGGAAGAUCUGGGGGACUAAGUACUUCAGAGUGCUUUACUGUCACCCUCAUCCAUCUCCCUCACGACAAGUCCUGUACGUCACGACUGCCUCCGAGGGAAACCAGCCGGGCCUGCGUUCAAGACGUGAGUGCUAACUCAGCGGACGUCUCUCAGCCAUUGCAGUCUCCCUGCCAAAGCACAGCACCAGGUGCUACCUACUUUUAUCUCCAGGAGUCAGGACUGUCAUUUCUGCGACACAGGGAAACGUUACCCUUGUGGGGGGUGAAGGCUGGAUGGCACUGUUGUGCUGUCGUGUGUGGGUGGCCGGCGGGAUUGUUGUUGCUGUGUUGCUGGAUGCGUCUGUGUCGCCGCCCAACGCCCCCUUGACCCUCUCUUUCUGAAAAUAAAGUGAUGGGUCUUGA
Messenger RNA from Hippopotamus amphibius kiboko, 4840 nucleotides. It is a transcript of the gene TATDN2, whose product is annotated as TatD DNase domain containing 2. Bases 687 to 2894 code for a protein of 735 amino acids. Lineage: Eukaryota; Metazoa; Chordata; Mammalia; Artiodactyla; Hippopotamidae. Gene Ontology annotation, molecular function: hydrolase activity, acting on ester bonds. The record is from RefSeq and is a predicted model, not a curated record. The transcript has 8 exons.